Messenger RNA from Fusarium redolens, 366 nucleotides. RefSeq lists its product as uncharacterized. Gene Ontology annotation, biological process: regulation of DNA-templated transcription. The coding region runs from base 1 to 366 and encodes 121 amino acids. NCBI's taxonomy places the organism in Eukaryota, Fungi, Ascomycota, Sordariomycetes, Hypocreales, Nectriaceae. The record is from RefSeq and is a predicted model, not a curated record. The transcript has 2 exons. Gene Ontology annotation, molecular function: DNA-binding transcription factor activity, RNA polymerase II-specific; zinc ion binding.
AUGGCACCUGAACAACAACGACCACCGAGAAUUCUAGCUUGUGUGCUGUGUCAACAGCGCAAGAAGAAAUGUGACCGAAAAAGUCCAUGUUCUUUUUGCAUCAAGGCGAAAAUAGAAUGUAUUCCGAGUACACCUGCUCCUAAGCGUACUCGUCGCAAACCUACUAAGGAGUUACUUGCGCGACUGGAGAGAUGUGAAGAGCUGUUGAAGAGAUGUACUUGUGUGCAGAAGAGUUUGAUGUACGAUGCGCUGGCUACGGGGACAGGGAGCGAGUCGAGCAGUCCUGCUGAUAGCAAUUCGAGCCCGCCGCCUGAGAGUGAGAAGACGUCGAGUUCUGAUGGGAGGUAUCAGGCUGUGUAUGGUUGA